GUGUAGUCACUCUGUGAUGUUACAUUAUUUUUCAUGGUUGAAAUCACUGAAAUGGGUUUGAGCAUAUAGCACUUUUUCAAAAGUAUUGCAAAGCAUAAUUAUAUUGGGAACAUUUCUGAACAUAAUAAAUGAUGGCCAUUUCUGCAGCUUGCCAAUUGUUGGAGUAGCCUGACCACAGCAUGCAUUCCUUCCUCACUAAAUUGUAACACUUUUUGCUUCUGCUUGCUCCGUAUCCCUCCUGCGGCUACGCCUCGAGGCAUAAUUGAGUCGAAUUAUGUCAUAAUUGUGAGCAUGCGCAGUGGACUAUUAGACCAUGUGCCGGAGAAGAUGAUGGCAGAGCUAGAGAUCGAGAAGACUUUCAGCCCUAAUAUCGUUCCAUCGCAGAAGAAAGUGCUAGUUUGCUUUGGAGAAAGAAAAAGGGAGGUGUCCUUUAGCAGUGAGGGAGGAAAUGGAGAGUUAUUGAAGCAAACACAGCUCGUGUUUCGAGAUAUAGAUCAAAACAAAAAUUUAGUGCUUCAACUGAAAAGCGAGGAGUGGGACGGACUGUUCUUAGACGUGACCGAUAAUGUGUCCGUCGCUGAUAAAUCCGUACUGAGAGCUGUUUUGCCAAAUCAACCCACAGCCAGUGCAUCUGCAUCUGCAUCUGGUAGUACGUUGAGAGAAGAGUCUCGUAGUGUGACAUCUAAAGCUGUGUCUGGCUUAAAGCGUAUUUCGAAGACUAGUGGUGCCUGUGCGAAAGUGUUGGCAACUAUUUUCCCUUCAACAAAAAGUGUUCCACCAAAAGACCUCAAUGUUUUUGAUCCCCUGGACGAUUGUGUUGCUCAAUCAGCGCAAAACAAAAAAAAGUCGACCAGAGUCAAAUCAAUAUCUGUCAAAGUAAUUCUUGUACCCGGGUGUUCCACGUUAGUUCUACCCAAGGGAAGGAAGAGACUGAAGUUAAUAGCAGAUAAACGCAUUGAGGCUAUCGAAAUUAAGCGAAGUAUGUCUCCUGCUGAUGUUCAAAACAGAAUCAAACGUGGAUUCAAGCACCUUAACUUGCAAAAUUGGGAGUAUUUAGUUGCUGAUGCGGGGAAGCUGUCAGUAUCCACAAACCAGGCCCCAGGAGGGGAGAUAGUGGAUAGACGAGGGGGGCUCUACAUUAGGGAGAAGGAAGAAAAGACUGCAACAGUAAUCGCAUCCACUUUCCAAGGAACAUCGUCUAGUACUGCUUCCACUUCCCAGGGAACAGCAUCAAUCAUUGCGUUCACUUCCCAAGGAACAUCAUCUAGUAUUGCUUCCACUUCAGCAUCAAUCAUUGCGUCCACUUCCCAAGGAACAUCAUCUAGUAUUGCUUCCACUUCAGCAUCAAUCAUUGCGUCCACUUCCCAAGGAACAUCAUCAAGAAUUGCAUCCACAACAUCACCAAGCAUUGCAUCCGCUUCUUAUUUACAGGAAAUAAGCACACCGAUACUCAAGGAUGAUGCGAGCUCCAUUAUGUCAUCUGAUGAAGAGUUGCCACCUGCCUUUCUGUCUAGAGUUGUUCCAGGAAAGGUUAAUGAGAGUGUCGAACAAACAAGGAUGAUUGUUGCUGAGCAGGAUCAUGUGUAUGAAGAAGGGUUACGCAUUGACCAGUCAAAAGAGCGAAAACGUCUUUGGACAGAGAUGGUCCAGGCCAGUAAAAUUUCUCUAAGAGAAAAACUGACCUCCACAAACCCGGAUGAUGGAAAACAGAUUUACAUGCGGCUACCCAAUGGCGACAGAGUGGGUUCUACCUUUUCCAAUGAAGCUUCUUGUCAGGUUCUCUACGAGUACGUUUUUGCAAUGAGCGAUUUGGAGGACCCGUAUGGGAUCUUUUGUAUGUUUCCCCGAUCAAUUGUCACCACUGAUCAGACAAUCGCAGAUGUCCAAGGAAUCCUUAUUGUUGAUGAGAGGAAUGGAUACUUUGAUCCUGUAUCUUUGGUUCACCGUAAGGGAGGUGUCUGCGUGCCGGAUAAGUCUAAUGUGCCGGACAAGUCAGAUGUGCUUUCUAAAGCCAAUGACACUCGAAUGACCUUUGUGAACUCCCAACAAUUCUACCUUGGACCAUAUCAUUCUGUGAAACGUGGCGAUGUAUUUAAGGAUGUCAUUUCUCUGUACCAAAACCAAGCGAAUAAACUGUUGAAAGAAUAUCCAAUGCGUAUUUGCUUUGAGGGGGAGAAAGGCAUAGAUGAAGGUGGAGUGUCGAGGGACAUGUAUUCAGCAUUUUAUGAAUCUGCCUAUGAGCGUCUCUUUGAUGGUAGCUCACUCUUGUGUCCUGUAGUCCACCCUGAAAUGGAUAAAGAGUGUCUCUCCACCUUUGGUCUUGUACUUUCACAUUCGUACAUAAUGUCAGGAAUUCUUCCGAUUCGGAUUGCCUUCCCUUGUUUAGUUCAAUCUCUGCUAGGAACUUCCGUCUCAUUAAGUGAUACUGUUCUUUUGGAGUCAUUCAUCGAUAGUGUAAGUAUUCACGAGGCAGGUAUUCUUAAGGAAGCUAUGGCUGUGGUUGGACAGCAAGUUCCUGUGUUUUCUUCUGAAAUCAAAUGCGAAUUAAUAUCACUGUUCAGUCGAUACAAUAGCAGACAAGUGCCUACCCCAAAUAGUUUAAAGCAGAUGGUGGUAAACUUGGCUAGGUACGAGUUUGUUUCAAAGCCUGCUGCUGCUUUGUCUCUUAUCCAUUGCGGAGUGCCUGAGCAACACCAAGUGUUCUGGGAUAACAUGAUGGUUGAUGGUCUUCGAAUGCUUUACUGGGCACUGAGUGUGUCUUCUGCCAUGGUGUUGAAGAUGCUCGAGGAAGCUGAAGGUGGUGAUCAAUCCCAAGAUAGGGUUUUAGGUUAUCUGCGUCAAUUUAUAGGAAAUAUGGGACUGGAUGAAUUGCGAACUUUUCUGCGCUUCGUUACUGGCAGCUCGGUGUGUUCCUCCUCAAAAAUAUCUCUAGAAUUUAACGCUCUUACCGGUUCUUCACGUAGACCCAUUGCCCUCACCUGUGCACCAUCCCUGAUUCUAUCCUCAACAUACCCUUCAUACCAAGUGUUUGUUUCUGAGUUCCGAGCUUGUUUGUCAAGCGAGUACUUAUGGAGAAUGGACAGCUAUUGACGUUUGCAAUAUUGAUAACACUGCAUGCAUGUCUGUCAAUGUUUUUUGGCCAUAAUUAUUACCUUUAUGACGAUGUUAUAAUUAUUAUUGAUAACACUGCAUGCAUGUCUGUCAAUGUUUUUUGGCCAUAAUUAUUACCUUUAUGACGAUGUUAUUGUAUUGUAAAGCAUUCAUCGCUGUGAUUUUUGUAUUACUGAGUGAUGUAGGUAUAUAGGUCCAAUAAAAAGCAUGCAAGCUUUGGUCCCAGGAGAAUUGUUAUAUAUAACACCUAUAACUUAUGAAUGCAAAAUUAGCAAGACCUUCUAUACAUGCAUGCAAGUAGUACAUGCAUGUGCUUGCAUUUGUCACAGUGAAGAUAUAAUUAUAUAGUUAUCUGCAUGAGCUUAUGAUUAUCAUGUUGCAAGCAUGCAUGUAAUAAUUAUGAUUGUUCCACAAAUGUUCCACGUUCAAAUGCUAUAUGAAUCAGUAGGUUGUACAUAGGAUUGUAGCAAUUUUUCACAUUGCAAAUGUUUUUCUAUCCGGAUUCAGGUAUAAUUGAAGACGGUGCCACAAGCCAAUGAGAAAUUUGACUCAGACUAACAAACAGCAUCUGUAAAACUAUAUGACAAUAUCUACCAAGUGUAUAUACAGUGGCUACGUACUUGCAACCUAUUCCAGUAUAAUAAUAAUA
Molecule: messenger RNA, 3760 nt
Organism: Halichondria panicea
Lineage: Eukaryota; Metazoa; Porifera; Demospongiae; Suberitida; Halichondriidae
Exons: 9
Coding region: 292-3090 (932 amino acids)
Molecular function (GO): ubiquitin-protein transferase activity; protein binding
Source: RefSeq, a predicted model, not a curated record